This is a messenger RNA of Psylliodes chrysocephalus, 2409 nucleotides long. NCBI's taxonomy places the organism in Eukaryota, Metazoa, Arthropoda, Insecta, Coleoptera, Chrysomelidae. The record is from the annotation of a GenBank genome assembly.
UUAUAAUGACGUAACGAUGUAUCCAAAGACGGUACUGAUUUUACCACAUCAACAUCUGCCUAACAGAAACGUCAAAUUCAACCUCAAAUGCAAGUUGACGGCCUUGUCACGAAGAGAAGGUCGUUUUAUUUUUAUAAGGCCGUUUUAUAUACUUAGAAGAUUCAAAAUUAAAUUAACAAUGAGUUCGUUUUCAAAGAGAUGUUUUGACUCAUUAAAGUCAAAAGAAUUCCGGAAUUAUUUAAUGAGUACACAUUUUUGGGGCCCUGUAGCGAAUUGGGGUAUUCCAAUAGCAGCAAUUGGUGAUUUCAGAAAGGAUCCUAAUUUUAUUAGCCCUUCUAUGACUGUUGCACUUUGCUUAUAUUCAGCAAUUUUUAUGAGAUUUGCAUGGAAGGUACAGCCCCGAAAUAUGUUAUUAUUUGCUUGCCAUUUUACAAAUGAAGGAGCUCAAUUAGUUCAACUGACUAGAUUAAUUAAACAUAAUCUUAGUGAUUCAUCUGUGAAGAAGACUUCACAUGAACAAGUAGAAAAGAAAUAGAAAAUAUAUGCAUGCCUCAACAAGCUUACAUUACUGCUCAUAUAAUGUUGUCAAUAUUUGCAAGGGAGUUUUUGUGGUACUUAAUGUAUUAAAACUAAAGCUCAAUAGUUUGGUUAUUUGUAAUCAAAUGCCCUGUAUAUUGUGUAUGUUGGCUUUCUCAAACAUAAGCAGAUUAAAACUAUUUCAUAUUUUUAUACAAUAUUAUGAUGUUUUAUUAUUUUUGAGGUUUUAAUCUGUACUUCCAAAAAAAGGCCCAUACAUAAGAAUAUUCUGGGCAUUUUUCCAUGCACGAUUUUAUUUGACCAUAAAACUGUCAAAGAACUGAAAAUUCUACAUAUUUUUAAAAUGAUAAGUUACUAUACAGAUAUUGUAAGCUUGUUUUGAUAUGCCUUAUAGACUUAGAAAAAAAUUAUAGUUGUUUAUAAAUCAAUUAUUGUGAUCUGACCAAAAGCCAAAGUGUACAAAAUUUUAUGGUUGUUUACAAAAGUACUAAGUAGGUUUUUAAAAGUUUAACAUUGUACUGAUAUAAAUAUAUGUAAUUUUAUAUCAAGAGAAAAUAUCAAUGUAAAUAGAUUAAGGUGGUAUACUGCCAGCUCAUAAACUGAUUUAUCUAUUUUGUUCCUAUUUUAUAAUAGGUGUACACUUUUUUAUAAUGUUAUUGUUUAAUAAAAUUUAUUUUAGUAUUUUUUAAAUAUUCAUUUAAUAUUAAUCGAUACAUAUUUUCCUACUUUUACGAUUACUGAAAAUUGCUCUUGCCAAGGGUUAAUAAGUUUUAAUUAAUCUUUACGUAUGAAUAAAAUUUGUUAUAAACUUUACAAAUUUUAACUUUAUUGAACAUUGUUGACUUAAUGAAAUAUUAAAGAGCUGUAAAGACCUAUUUCAAUUUUUAAGAUUUUGUAGUGCUAUUAAUUUUCAUUACUACAAAAAUAAUCACUAAACAUAUCAAAUUAUGCAGGUUUAUACAAUUAGAAUAAAUACAGGGUAAUUUUUUAAAAAGGGCACUCCCUAAAUCAAAAUAUAGAACUGUAAUAAAAAUAUCCAAAACAUCAAAUUUUAUUGAGAAGAUGGCAUCUAUUAAAUCCUCAAUUGUCAUACAUCAUAUCCCUCCUCUCAGUGAGUAACCAAUAGGGAAAGUACCAACUAUCAAACAUUAUAGAAAAAGUAAUUUUAUAGGGAAAUUAACAAUAUGAGUGUUCAUUGCGAUACUUUUGAUUUUAGUACUCUCUAGCAGGAUAUAAAAAUGUUACAUAUUAUAAAGUAUGGCCCUCAUUUAAAAAAUAAUUUUAUUAGUUAUUUAAUUUUUAGCAUAAAUUUAUUUUGGUUGAUUGUGAUUAAUUAAUUUCCUAUUUAUGUAUCCCUCUCAAUAAAAAUUAACGCUUUGGUUUUUUAUGAUAGCUAUACUUUGAGAUAUUCAGAGCGAGCCAUUUUAAAAAAAAUCGCCCUGUAGGUAUAUUGAUUAUAUGUCAAUAUUAAAAAAAAUCUAAUUCACAAAGCAUUUUUAAAGUUAUCCACAUGUAAAAUCUUAUAGACCGAAACGUAUUAUAAUGAAUGCCUAAUAGAUAUUUCAGGAACUGUUAUUUAAUUAUGUUGACAUUCUUUACAUGUUUUCCAGAACAAUAUUAACGAAUAUUCAAUUUGUUAUUGAUUAGGGGACACAUAACCUCUUAAAUUUGAAUUUUACUAAUUAUAGUAACAAUCCAAAGUUAUUUAAAAAUCACGCCAUCAUCCAACUAUACUUUUUUCUCUCAAUCGAUGGUAUUUAUAUUUAAGGAUUGGCAUAUAGUUAACUAUUUAGAAAUGCUUUGUGAAUACCGAUGUUAAUGUUUAGUUUAACAUUGAAAAAUAGAAAUAUAUAUAGAAAAUGUUAUUCAGAA